Messenger RNA from Selaginella moellendorffii, 1724 nucleotides. Its product is annotated as pentatricopeptide repeat-containing protein At2g33680-like. The transcript has a single exon. Gene Ontology annotation, biological process: RNA modification. The record is from RefSeq and is a predicted model, not a curated record. NCBI's taxonomy places the organism in Eukaryota, Viridiplantae, Streptophyta, Lycopodiopsida, Selaginellales, Selaginellaceae. Bases 6 to 1613 code for a protein of 535 amino acids. Gene Ontology annotation, molecular function: RNA binding; protein binding.
UCGAGAUGGAACCACCACAGUCCAGGUAUGCUCAGCUCAGGCAGGAGUACGCGACGAUCCUCCGGAAGUGUGCCCGAUCGAGGCUGCUCGAGGACGGGAGGCGUGUCCAUGCCCGGAUCAUCCACAGCGGCCACACCCGCGACAGGUUCCUGGGUAACUUGCUCGUCCAGAUGUACAGAGAUUGCGGGAGGCUGGAAGAUGCCAGAGCGGUGUUCGAUAGCAUGCCACUCCGGAACGAAUUCUCCUGGGCGAUCAUCAUCUCGGCAUACGUUGGGGCCGGCAAGGAGCAAGAGGCGCUCUGUCUUUACCGAACUCUCGUCCGUUCCAGCACGGAGAUCCAGGCGGACGCGUUCAUCUUCUCCAGCGUUCUUGCCGCUUGCGCUAGAUUGAAAUGCCUGGAGCAGGGGCUGGAAAUCCACGAGCGAAUCGUGAAAAGAGGGGUCAAACAGGACGUGGGCCUUCAAAAUGCGCUAGUCACGAUGUAUGCCAAGUGCGGUAGAAUCGAUCGAGCGAAGCAGGUGUUCGAUCGGAUCACGCAUCGGGAUGUUGUGUCGUGGAACGCAAUGGUCUCAGCAAAUGCCGAAGCUGGGCAUUUGGAAGUAGCUUUGAAGAUCUACCAGGAGAUGGUGUCUGCUGGUGUGAAGCCCGAUGCUUUCACGUACGCGAGCGUUCUUAACGCGCUGGCGGGCUUGGGCCGGAUAGAAGAGGCAGUGCUGCUCCAUUCCCGGCUGGGCUCCCAGAUCGAGACAGAUACCAUCGUCGGCACCGCGCUCGUCAGCUUGUACACUGGCUGUGGGAGAUUGGACUGUGCGAGAUCGGCAUUCCGAAAGAUCUCUAGGAGAGAUGUUCUUUGCUGGAGCACGAUGAUCUCGGCAGAAGCCAUGGCGGGGCACGACAGGGAAGCGCUGGAGCUAUACAGGGAGAUGAUCCUCAGCGUGAGGCCCAACGCUUCCACACUCGCGACUGUUCUCGCCGCUUGCACGCGCUUGGGCGAUCUUUCCUCCGGCGCCCUCGUUCGCGACGGAGCGAUCCAGUCCGGCCUCGACAGGGACGCAGUCGUUGGCACGACGCUCGUCAAUCUCUACGCGCGGUUUGGGGAUGUGAUCGCCGCACGGGAGGUGUUUGAUCGGAUCAAGGCGAGGGACACCAUCUCCUGGACUGCGAUGGUGGCGGCGUAUGCCCAGCACGGGCAUGGCAGGCAAGCGAUGGAGAUCUUCCAGGCGCUGUGCUUGGAGGGGAUCCAUCUCGACGAGGUGGCCUUCACUAACAUCCUGGGGGCGUGCAGCCACUCGGGAUUGCUGGACGAGAUCUGGGAGUGCUUCGUGGCGAUGAGAUGUGAUCACGGGAUUCAUCCGGGGGCGGAGCACUACAGGUGUUUGAUCAGCGCUCUUGGGCGAUCGGGCAGGAUCGGUGAGGCGGAGGAGCUGAUCAAGAGCAUGCCAUUCCAGACGGAUUCGAGGGCGUGGAUGGCGCUGCUGGAUGCAUGCAAAACCCAUAAGAGCUUCGAGGUUGGAGCUGGCGCUGGAAGUGCGAUGCUCCAGAGCUCGCGGCUGGGUGGUGGUGAUGGAUCUUUAUAUGUGGCAGUGUCCAAUCUAUACGACAGCCAUUGUUGAGCGAGCAGAUAUAAGCAUUGUUAAGAAGAUAGGCUGCCAUCUGCUCUAUUAUUUAAAUAAACGGCUUCUAUUGCUUACAAUUAGGAAUAAUUUCAAUAUCUCUCACACCUA